GAGUCCGAGAUCGCCGAGACGUUCUGUCCCCUUUCGGCUGCCUUCGGCUUCCUCUUUAGCCCCAUCCUCCCUCGCGGGCCGCUUGGCUCAUUGGACUGGCUUCCCCUGCCCGCCAUAUUGUCGCCGCCGGAGCUGCUGCCGGAGGGAGGGAGGGAAGGAAGGCAGGAGCGCGCGUGCGGGAAAGGGACUCGCAGUCAUGGAAACCAUGGCGAGCCCAGCAAAAGAGAACAACUACCGAAUGAAGAGCUACAAAAACAAGGCUCUGAAUCCUGAGGAGAUGCGCCGGAGGAGAGAGGAGGAAGGGAUUCAGCUGCGCAAACAGAAGCGAGAGCAGCAGCUCUUUAAACGAAGAAAUGUGGAACUAAUUGGUGAGGAUUCCACCAUGUUUGACAGUCCCUUGGCUGAUUCAUUUGUUAGCUCCACUACAGCUGGGGAGGGAGUCAUCACAAGAGAGAUGGUGGAAACACUGUUCUCAGAAGACCCUGACCUUCAGCUAGUAACUACCCAGAGGUUCAGGAAACUACUUUCAAAAGAGCCAAAUCCUCCAAUUGAUGAAGUGAUAAGCUCUCAGGGAGUAGUGGACAGGUUUGUCGAAUUCCUCAAGAGAAGUGACAACAGCACAUUACAGUUUGAAGCUGCGUGGGCACUAACAAACAUUGCCUCUGGCACCUCUCUACAAACCAAAAUAGUAAUUGAGGCUGGGGCCGUUCCAAUCUUCAUUGAUCUGUUGAGCUCUGAUUUUGAAGAUGUCCAAGAACAGGCUGUUUGGGCGCUAGGGAACAUCGCUGGAGACAGUUCUGCUUGCCGUGAUUACGUCCUCAACUGUAGCAUCCUUCCUCCUUUGUUGUUGCUCCUCACAAAAUCUACCCGGUUGACAAUGACACGGAAUGCUGUUUGGGCUUUGUCAAACUUAUGCAGAGGAAAAAACCCACCCCCUGAAUUUGAAAAGGUGUCAUCCUGUUUGCCCGUAUUGUCACGCUUACUCUUCAGCAGCGACUCAGACUUACUGGCAGAUGCAUGCUGGGCACUCUCCUACCUAUCAGAUGGCCCUAAUGAAAAAAUCCAGGCUGUUAUAGACUCUGGGGUGUGUCGGCGACUGGUGGAGUUGCUAAUGCACAGUGAUUACAAGGUGGCUUCUCCAGCUCUGCGAGCUGUUGGCAAUAUUGUGACAGGGGAUGACAUCCAGACUCAGGUGAUUCUGAAUUGCUCAGCUCUGCCUUGCCUCCUCCAUCUACUCAGCAGCCCCAAAGAGUCUAUUCGGAAAGAAGCUUGCUGGACAAUCUCCAAUGUUACAGCAGGGAACAGGGCUCAAAUACAGGCUGUCAUAGAUGCCAACAUUUUCCCAGUGCUGAUUGAGAUACUACAGAAGGCUGAGUUCCGGACGCGAAAAGAGGCUGCAUGGGCAAUCACAAAUGCUACAUCUGGAGGAACCCCCGAGCAGAUCAAGUAUUUGGUAAAUCUGGGCUGCAUCAAACCACUCUGUGACCUCCUUACAGUCAUGGACUCCAAGAUUGUUCAGGUGGCUCUCAAUGGCCUGGAGAACAUUUUGCGACUGGGUGAGCAAGAGGCCAAGCAGAGCAGCAAUGGCAUCAACCCUUAUUGUAGCCUCAUCGAGGAAGCAUAUGGCUUGGAUAAAAUAGAGUUCCUCCAGAGCCAUGAAAACCAAGAGAUCUACCAGAAGGCCUUUGACCUGAUUGAGCACUAUUUUGGUAUUGAGGACGAUGACUCCAGUUUGGCUCCCCAGGUAGAUGAGAACCAGCAGCAGUUCAUCUUCCAGCAGCCAGAGGCCCCCAUGGAAGGCUUCCAGCUAUAACAUGUACUGAGCAUGUUUUUUUGGGAAACACCAUAACUUUGUUGGGAAGUUAACCACAGAGAGCCUUCCGUCUCCCAGCCCCUGUUCUCUUGUCUGCUGAGUGCAAGGCUGCAAAGUGCCCACUCCACCGGUUACAAACAGCUUUCUUUUUCACCAACACCUGGCAGUAGUGCUUUGCUCUCAUGAGGAGGAAGAGAGAUUCUUACACACACACAGUACAUACAUGUCUUUUUUCUUUUGUUGCUCCAAAGUGUGUCAAAAGCAGGGGGCUGAGGUGGAUGAAAGAAGAGGUGUAAAUUUGCAUUACGCCUUCUAGAACGUGUGUUUUCCCCCCCUCUCCUUUUCUGUGGUGGCUUUUCCUCUUAACAUUGUGACUCUUCACUUGGGUACUUGAGAGAUGACACUUUUCAGUGGGAGAAGGCAAAAUGACACACACUGGAGCUGAGGAGUCUAACCCUGGAUGCGUGGGCUCAGUUAUUUAAAAAUACUUUUUUGCACAUGUUAAUUUUUAUUAAAGACUCUCCUUAAUCUGCCAAAAGCACCGCUUUGGCCCUCACUUCUUUUUUUUUUUAAAUCCUCUUGCCAAACAGCACCUUCCAAGGGAUGUGGGUCUGGUUGCAGCCACAAUCUUCUUCCUCCUGUCCCACUGUUAAAAACAUCCCUCUUGACAAAUACAGGAAAAGUUGGACAACUCCCAUCAUACCCUACCAUGUGUUCACAAGACUUUAUCCUUGGUGGGGGAAAAAUUUUUGAACUGUUCAAAGGAGUUAGUCCUGCCCCCUUCAGCCCCUAAAGGUCCGGUAUGAGUGGGAGGCACGUGAUAAAAGGACUUGAAGCACAGCUGCCAUGGAAGUGGGCUUCACUUACAUUUGCUACUGACUGAAGUGUUGAAAACUGGUGGAAGUAACCCCAUCUUGCAUCUUUACUUGAAGAAAAAAAAUUCAAAACUUAUGGAAGUUUUUCUUUUGUUCAUGUCACUACUCCUUCCCAUACCCUUGGACAGUUGCAAUGGGGACAGACACAUUUUUUUCUUGGAGAGAGUGAUAUUAGCUGCAUUCAGUGGCAUGAUUUACUCUGUUAAUGCAAAUAGCCAAGUGGCCUGUUUCUCUCAGAAUUACCUCCUGCUCACAACUGUAUCGUGUGCAUUUUACUUCAAAAUGAAGAAGUCAAAAGUUCUGUAUUUUUUAUAUAUUAUAUAUACACAUAGAUAUUUGUCUAAUUUGGUCUUCAGAAGUGGGGGGAGUUACAAAAUCCUUGUAAGAGAGAAACGGGAUACUAUGUGGCAGGCCUGCCCAGAAACAUGGCUGUGCUUCUCAUUUAUGUACUGUAUGAGCCACCUGCUUGGUCAAACCCUUGUUAAUGGGCAGAGCUUAUUUGGAUAAGGCUGGAUGUUAGCCUUAUCAGGCAAUCCAUAAAUUUAUUUCUGGGGUAGGGGAGGGGACCCCUUCAAGUGUCUUAAUAGAAGCUUACUGUAUGCACAUAUUCCCCUUCUUGCUCUCCAAGGUCUGAAUUCAGGGUUCCCACAGCCUUCAAGAACAGACAUUCAAGCAGAUGAGAAAUUGGAGGUGAAACCUUUGGCUGUAUUUUGUAACAGAGAUUUGCUCUUCAUUGUUUAGAAAAAAUGCCAAGGAAAUUAAUAAACUACAUCUUGUGCAUUCAAUGACUGCAAGCCA
Molecule: messenger RNA, 3486 nt
Organism: Heteronotia binoei (common prickly gecko)
Lineage: Eukaryota; Metazoa; Chordata; Lepidosauria; Squamata; Gekkonidae
Gene: KPNA6
Product: karyopherin subunit alpha 6
Exons: 14
Coding region: 197-1813 (538 amino acids)
Biological process (GO): NLS-bearing protein import into nucleus
Cellular component (GO): nucleoplasm; cytoplasm; nucleus
Molecular function (GO): nuclear import signal receptor activity; protein binding
Source: RefSeq, a predicted model, not a curated record